This is a messenger RNA of Adineta steineri, 347 nucleotides long. The record is from the annotation of a GenBank genome assembly. NCBI's taxonomy places the organism in Eukaryota, Metazoa, Rotifera, Eurotatoria, Adinetida, Adinetidae.
AUGCGUCGCAAUGGAGCUGGUAAAAGAUUAACUUAUGUGGACCGUGAUUCUCGUUUACUUGUCUGGUAUCGGCAAAAACGUACUGAUCCUGGAUCAACAACAACACCUGUUGCUGUAUUCGUAAAGAAAAACCAGCGACUUUCUCUUCAACGUCCAAAACGACAACAAAAAUUUCCACUCGCCGAAGUUCAUCAAAAAGCUACUUCAUUCUAUAAUUAUCUACGACGAGCUAGCCGAUGGGCUCCAAAACGUGGCCCAAUGAGGGCCUUUACUCCUCGUGACGUACUCAAUAUGGACGAAUCUCCACUUGCAUUAUUCGGCGAUCAAGCAAAACGAUCAAUUAAUGA